Helianthus annuus (common sunflower) is the source of this 2556-nucleotide messenger RNA. RefSeq lists its product as uncharacterized. Bases 1 to 2556 code for a protein of 851 amino acids. Gene Ontology annotation, molecular function: nucleic acid binding; zinc ion binding. Gene Ontology annotation, biological process: DNA integration. The record is from RefSeq and is a predicted model, not a curated record. The transcript is spliced from 4 exons. NCBI's taxonomy places the organism in Eukaryota, Viridiplantae, Streptophyta, Magnoliopsida, Asterales, Asteraceae.
AUGGAUGUCAACAAACGAGAGAUGAACACUGCUGGUUACCCACCAAAGUCAAAUCAAACCUCCACUGGAUUGAAGAAUGUGGCAUUUCUUGCUUCAGGUGGCAUCAGUCCACAAGCUUCCGACUUAAUUUACGCCAACGCUUCCACAAGCGCAUCGAAAGCUCCACAACCUAGUGAGAAGACUAUCACGGUUGGUGAUACACAAGCGUUGAAAGUGUCGACUGAAAAUGUGGCACUUUUCAACAUGUUUCUGAGCAGCUAUGAAGCUUUGAUGUCUGGAGAAUUGAAGAAGGAGAUGUUCACUGCUGAAGACAUGUAUCAGAAAUUUCAAGACAAAACCGGAAAGCGUUUGGGUCUUGGAAAAGCUGGUUUUGAUAAAUCCAAACUAAGAUGCUACAACUGCAAGAAUCUGGGCCACUUCAAGCGUGACUGCCCCUUGUUGAAAGAAGGAAACAUUGAAUCAACUCCUACUGUAAAACAAAUCACAGUCGAAGAAAACAAGAACAAUGCGUCUCCUAGCACGCCAAAAGCUUUAGUCGUCGAAGACUAUGAUUGGAGUGAAGAAAUUGCUGAAGCUAAGGAGCAAGUCAACAAAGCUCUCAUGGCAAAGAUCUCAAGCGAGUCGUCAUCAAAGCAGUUUGAGAAACAAACAGCUGGAAUUCCAAAAGGAGACAACACUGCUGACAAAGGCCUGAAAAGCAUUCUUACCUCCAUGGAGCCUGAGAAAGAAAAGAAGUCUGGAGAAGCAAAGGAGCAUGUUUCUGAGGAGGCAUCUGAUCAGAAGAAGGGCAAAGAAAAGGUCCCAGCAGCAGCUAUGAAAACAGAAUCUUCAAAAGAAAAGGCUGACAAAGACUUGGUAAACAGUAUUCCACAUAGUUUUAAAGUAAAGCUAUGCUCACCUGCAUGCGUUGAUGUUGUGGCACAUUACAAGUCUCUAAAUCUAGAAUUUGAGAGACAAAAAGACAAGGCUUUAAAAUUUAACAAUGAGCUUAAACAGAACGAGGCCGCAUAUCAGAGAAAGAUGGAUGACUGUAAUGGCGGUGUGCCUAAAUUUAAAUCUUCGGAUGACUGUAAGGGCCAUGCAACUACAUUUGAGACCCGUGAUCGUGAACAUUUUGUGUCUGAAUGUCAUGAUUUAAAUUCUGCAUUUUAUGAUGAUAGAAUUGUUUGUGAAUCUCCUGUAUUUGUGCCAGAAUUGAAAAAGAAUAGCUUUGGAAAUUUCCUCACAGAGGAAAUUCCAGAAUUUAUUCCAUCUCGAACAGGUAUGACAGAUUCAGAAAAGAGUGUCACUAAAGAUCACUGCAAUGGAGACUCAAGCAUCACUGCCUCAGAAGAUAAGCAAAAAUCAGAAAGCUCAAAUGAAGAUCAAACAACAGAUGGUGAAAGUCUCGAAUUCUUGAGUAAAGAAACCCCGAAAACCUCAAGUGAAGAUCAAAUUACUAAUGAUGAAAGCUCCAAGUGUUCAAGUACCGAAGACCAAGACUCAGAAAGCUCAAGCGGAGAUCAACGCUACAAUGAUUCAAGUUACGAAAAUAAACUCCAGAAAUGGCUUCGUAUGCUCAUGGAGUACAUCUGGCAUGUCGACAGCGGAUGUUCAAGACACAUGACUGGAUUGAAGGAACUUCUGAAGAACUUUCGCUUCAACGAUGGUGAUUUCGUGUCUUUCGCUGGAGACGAGAAAGGAGGGAAGAUCGUUGGAGUAGGAGAUGUGGUGUCUGAAGCCCUUACUUUGGAAAAUGUCAAAUAUGUUCUAGAAUUGUGCUACAAUCUCAUGAGUGUAUCACAAGUCUGUGAUAAAGGAAUAUCGGUGCUUUUCAAUGACAUGGAAUGCUUGUUUCUCAAACCUGGAUAUGUCGUUCCUGCAGAAAUGAUCAUGCUCACUACUCCAAGACAAAACAACACAUACGUGCUCAACAUGAAAAAUGCCAAGACAAAUGACAACUUGACCUGCUUGAUUUCAAAGGCUUCAGAGUCGGAGUCACUGCUUUGGCACAGGCGAUUGGGGCAUGUUAAUUUCAAAAAUAUGAAUAAGCUCUCUAAGUUAAACUUAUUGAGAGGUCUUCCGAUUAAAGAAUUUCCGUUUUCUGAAAAAUGUAUAGCAUGCGCCCAGGGAAAGCAACAUAAGAAAUCGCACAAGUCCAAAGCAAUGAAUAUGAUUAAUGUGCCUCUUCAGUUGAUGCAUAUGGAUCUCUUUGGUCCAAUUAGUGUUAAAAGUCUUGCUAAAAGCUCUUACUGUUUGGUGAUCACAGAUGAUUUCUCUCGGUUUUCAUGGGUUUAUUUUCUUGAAGCAAAGAGUGAGACAGCUGAGAUUCUCAAGUCAUUCAUUCCCCUGAUUGAAAACGUGACCAGACUAAAGGUGAAGUCAAUCAGAAGUGAUAAUGGUUCCGAGUUCAAAAAUCAAGCCUUCAUAUCCUUCUGCGCAGAAAAGGGAAUUCAUCUCCAAUACAGUGCAGCCAGAACUCCUCAACAAAAUGGAGUCGCUGAACGCAAGAACAGAACGUUGAUUGAAGCUGCAAGAACCAUGCUGGUGGAUUCAAAGCUUCUAAUCAUCUUUUGA